AUGUCAGUUUCACAAAAUAAUACUGGACAAAUUGAUUUUAGUCAAAUUAAUUGUGAAAUUUGUUUUCAAAAUUAUUCACAAGUAGGUUCGUCACAUGCAAUAUCAUGUUUACCUUGUGGACAUAUAUUUGGAAAAAAUUGUAUUUUUCAAUGGUUAGAAUCAAAAAAACCUCAAGUAAUGUGUCCAAAAUGCAAGAAAAUAUUCAAUAAUUCAUCAAAUACUACGAGUAAAUUAGAAGAUUAUAUAAUAACUCUUUAUGGACUGCCAUGCAGUGGAGUAAUUAAAAUUGAUUAUGAAGAUACUAAUGAUAAAUUGUUUGAUGUAAGAAGAGAACUUUUAGAAGUUAGGGAAGAAAAUUCAAAAUUAAGGAGAGAAUUAGAUUCAUUAAGAAAAAAUUUUAGAUAUUUAUCAUCUCAACGAUUGAAUAGAAUACCUGUAGUAACUUCCAAUUAUUCAUCUUCUGGCUUAUUAAGCCGGUUGAGAGCGCAACGAGCUAACAAUAUAACUAGAAAUUCGGUAUUACAAUUAGAUUCAAGGCAAAGAGAUACUGUUUUUGAUUAUUUAACGAGACUAACUAAUCAAAAUAUUAAUCAUGAUUCUUAUAAUUCAAAUUCUAAUGAUAUGUCUACAACUUUAUAUUCUCGUGAUAAUAUUCCAGAAUUCACGGUAAAUGAUGAAGAAGAAUAUGUGAAUGAUCAACUAAAUAGUGAAGAUUCUCGUGAUGCAGUUAGGUCACAACCAGAUGAAAUUAUAAUUAUUUCUGAUGGUGAAGAAGAAAGUAUGUCAACAGAUACUAUUGAAUUUCGAGAAAUUAAUUCCGAUGCUUAUGAAGGAUUCAGUAGUGGUGAUUUUGAAGAGUCAGAUGAUAAUCAAACUGUAUCUAUUAUUUUUAGUAAACUUGAUUCUCCUAUAAAAGAGACAAAUAUCACCGAUGCUGUUUUGUUUGGUGAAAUAAUCGUAAUCGCAUGUAAAAUAGGUGAAAAAGGUGGUUCUGUUUUUUCUUAUGGUCUUAAAUUUGUUUCAUCUACAAACAGUUAUAAUCUAUGUGUUUCGAAUGAACCAAUAAAUAGAAUAGUUAUUACAAAAUCCAGAGAUAAUGAUAAUAGAUUGAAUAUUCUGGUUGCUUCAUCUGCAACUGUAUCAAAAAUACUAAAACAUAUGAGGAAGAUAACGAGUAUAACGUGGAUUAAUCAUAAAGAGUUUGCAUUUGGAACAUCAGCUGGAGAAGUCAUAUUUGCAGUAAAUAGUAAUAGUGGUGGAAAAUGUCCAAUUAAACAACUUAUAACUGCAACUCAUGGAUAUGUAUUUGCUGUUCAAGGAAAAAAAAUGUUUGUGCAUCAUAAAGAUUGUGAAAAAAAACUAAUUAAGGAAUAUAAUGUAGAUGUUAAGUAUAUUAGUUUAAAUGAAAACAAAAAUAAACUUUUUUGUUUUCUUAAUGAAAAUUUCCGAACAGUAAAAGUUUUGUCUUACAUGAUUGUAGAGCAUAUCAGAACAAUGAAAACACAAUUAACUAUUGAGGAUAAUUCUAUUCCAUUGGAUUAUGAAUAUGAAACUACAUGUGACAAAAUGGAACCUUUACUUUUUGAAUAUACAAACCAAACUGAUAAUUAUUUAGGAUUUUUUAACUACAACAAAGAUAAUAAACAAUUGGUUGUAAAGUUUAUUAAUCAUACAUAUAGUGAAAGUAUAAAUUUACAAAAUUGUGGAGAGGUCAUUAAAAUUAUUGCUGAUAUUUCAUCUAAAAAAAUAAAUAGUAGAGAAACUUUGAAAUUUGCAGUUAUAACUAAUGAAGAAGUGCAGGUAUAUGGGGCAAGAUGUAAUCUUUAA
Strongyloides ratti is the source of this 1827-nucleotide messenger RNA. Its product is annotated as Zinc finger, RING-type domain and Zinc finger, RING/FYVE/PHD-type domain-containing protein. Gene Ontology annotation, cellular component: nucleus. Gene Ontology annotation, molecular function: ubiquitin protein ligase activity. Gene Ontology annotation, biological process: protein ubiquitination; interstrand cross-link repair. NCBI's taxonomy places the organism in Eukaryota, Metazoa, Nematoda, Chromadorea, Rhabditida, Strongyloididae. The transcript has 5 exons. The record is from RefSeq and is a predicted model, not a curated record. Bases 1 to 1827 code for a protein of 608 amino acids.